Messenger RNA from Trichomycterus rosablanca, 664 nucleotides. It is a transcript of the gene pole4, whose product is annotated as polymerase (DNA-directed), epsilon 4, accessory subunit. The record is from RefSeq and is a predicted model, not a curated record. Gene Ontology annotation, cellular component: epsilon DNA polymerase complex; nucleus. Gene Ontology annotation, biological process: DNA-templated DNA replication. Lineage: Eukaryota; Metazoa; Chordata; Actinopteri; Siluriformes; Trichomycteridae. The transcript has 4 exons. Gene Ontology annotation, molecular function: protein heterodimerization activity. Bases 75 to 443 code for a protein of 122 amino acids.
CGCGUUUAAUGCUCAGUUUAAACCGCAUGUUCGGUGUGCUGUGGUUUGGGUGAAUUUCCAGCCUUGGUGCUAGAAUGGCAGCGAGCGUAGCUGUAAGUGUAGCUACUGCAGAGUCGGAACAUGAAGAGGAGGCGAGGGGAAAUGAUACCGAGGAGGACGGGACACAGCACACCGGGCCUGCCGCGGGCCCUCAGCACCGGCUCGCUAAAUUACCGCUGUCCCGCAUCAAAGCGCUGAUGAAAGCCGACCCUGAUGUGAGUCUGGCCAGCCAGGAGUCCGUGUUCAUCAUCGCUAAAGCUACGGAGCUGUUUGUGGAAAUGAUGGCCAAAGAUGCACUCGUUUAUGCACAACAGGGGAAACGAAAAACGUUACAGAGGAAAGAUUUAGACAAUGCUAUUGAGGCAGUAGAUGAGUUUGCAUUUCUUGAAGGUACCUUGGACUAACUGGCACCUGGUUAUUUGUAAUUAGGGAAAAGAUUGCUAUUUUUAUUGUACAGUCUGGGGUUGGGGAAGCGAAACAUCCAAGAUAAAUGGGGAUUUUACAGUUAUUUUUUUAUUGUUACCAUGUGCAGCUUAAACUAUUGUGACAAACCUGUUCUAUGUCUGUAAAGUGUCACAUUUAGUGUGGAUAUUAUGCUCUUGUAGCACUUUUAAUAUGAAAAUAA